This is a messenger RNA of Hippocampus comes (tiger tail seahorse), 1927 nucleotides long. RefSeq names its product SLIT and NTRK-like protein 6. Lineage: Eukaryota; Metazoa; Chordata; Actinopteri; Syngnathiformes; Syngnathidae. The record is from RefSeq and is a predicted model, not a curated record. Gene Ontology annotation, biological process: neuron projection regeneration. The transcript has a single exon. Bases 563 to 1927 code for a protein of 454 amino acids. Gene Ontology annotation, molecular function: protein binding.
ACAUCUUUAAUUCUUGGGUCAAUAAGACAACCGCAUGCCAUGCAACAAAUUAAAAAGCAAUAAAUGAAGUGGAAUGUGAAAGGUGAAUCUUGAGUCACAUUCCCACUUUUUUUUUUUUUUUUUGUCAAUCAGGUGCUAAAUAAUUCGAGGAAAAUCGAACUACCCACUAAGAGAUCACCAGAUGGUAGGGUGUCAACCAGCUUGCUUUGAGCACAGCUGGCAACUUGUACGACUCUCUAAAACAUGAAUACAUGCUGUGUUAUUUGGACUCCUUCUUGUAUUGCAGAGAACAGAAGGAGCUCUCAAAUGUUUUAAGAAUCCACAACAGGUAACACAGCACCUCAAAGACAUGCUUUUAAACUUUCAUGAGUAUCUGCCCGGAAUUUUCCCCAUUGAAAGGAUCUUUAAAAGAGACCGGAAGGACACAAACCUGUUAAUUUCCACGGGGAAGGCAUGAGGGACAUUGAACGGUAAGAGCAGUUCUAAUAGAUCCAAGUGGCUCCCCAUAUUGUUUGCUUUGUGUUACUCUUCGACUGCUAUUAUUCUCUUGCAGUGAUUCAUUAUGUUGUCCAAAUACGGCAUCCUUCUGGUCUUCUGCAUCUGUUCCCGAGUCUGUAUUGCUACACGUCCUUGUCCCAUCGGCUGCUGCUGUCUUCGCCCAGGAGUUUUGGUUGUGUGUGAGUCCUCGGGCCUUAGGUCGCUUCCACGUUCACUCCCUCUCAACACCGCUGUCCUGUCAGUGGCAAAAAACAGGCUCUGUAAUGUGGACCACCUACUCCUUCCCUUCACCAGCCUGCAGGAGCUCAGCCUCAGUCACAACUUGCUGGUCCGCUUCCCCCGAGGCCUCCCGCCCAGCUUGGAAGAAUUGUUUCUACAACAGAACCGCAUCACCUACAUCACCGUAGGUGCCUUGAGGCAACUGAGGAACCUCACUCUGUUAGAUCUGAGAGACAACCACAUCCGUGCCAUCCAGCCAGGGGCGCUUCAAAACCUGAAAAAGUUGCAGGUCCUCAUGCUGAAGGGCAACAAAUUGACCAGCUUUUCUCCAAAUCUACCUGCCUUUUUAACCCACUUAGACGUUUCUGCUAACUGCAUUUUUGCCCUGGGCCUGCCCUCUCUGCCCACCUCGCUCAAUGUGCUUAUAUUCAAAAUCAGCAGCAACUGCUUACGUUCUGUUUUGGACAGCAACUUCGACAAGGGACCACAUCUCCAAUCUGUGGAUCGUAUCCACAACCAGAGGAUGUGCGAGUGUGAAGUUUUGUAUCGAGGCCACUGGAUGCUAAGCAGCUGGUCGAAGAUGACUAGCACAGACUUGGAAUGCACUGAGCCGAGCCACCUCGCUUACCAUCUGCUUUUAAACCUCUCGAUGGCGGCAAUCUGUCCUGGUAUCCUCAAGCCAAACGACAUGACACUUCAGCUGAAGGCCUUGAUAGUGAAUCCUGUGUCAUCUUGGGUCCCGACUUCAGUGGAGGAGAAAAAUCUGGAAGAAUGGUCGGCACAGCAGAGAGCAGAAGACACCUCUGCUGGCCAUCUUCCUGAAAAUAAAGCCAUUGUGAAAACAGUCCGUAUGAGUUGCAUUAUAGAUGAGCACUUAUUUUUGCAUACUUUAACUUAUCAGGACUGUUUGACCUUUAACAAAGCCCAAAGCAUUGCCGUGUCCCAUUCAACUCCAAGCCCUUAUGAGGAAAAAAGGCACAAAGACAAGACCACCGUUCACUUCUCUCAGAUUACAACCCAUCUUACAGGGACACGAGCUUCGUUUUUCACAAAGAAUGACACUACCUUGUCCGCCCGCAACCUCCUUCACUGGGUGCUCAUUUGGCUGCCGGCAGGCUUGAGUAUAAUGUUUCUCCUGCUCAUGCUGCUGUUUUCCUCGUGCAAAAAAAGGUUCUUCAGUGCCAGAGUGGCUCUUCUUAGAGGGCAUUAA